UUAAUUCUUUCCUACUUCUUUUUAGUGUUAGAUAAAUAUACCUAAUGGCUUCAAAACGUACCGCUCCAGAAACUGGAAGCUCAUCCCGAUCGGAACCACCAAGUAAAAAAUCUUUUAUGUUAUCGGAACCUGUUAAACUGGGAUCUAUUUCUACAGAGGAAGAGCUGGAUAACAAAGUAUUGAAAUUUCAAAAUGCUAAGCUUUACACUCGACUUGAAGAAAAAAAUGCACAGGAAGAAGAAUCUAGAGCACGAUUUGCAAAACUGGAGAGGCUACGUGAAAACGAUCAAAAUAUCAUUUCUGCAAUGAAUAUUGCAUGGAAUCAGUUGGAUGAGGAUGUCACACUGUUGUUACAAAGAUUUGAAAACAUAAAUGAUGACGACCAGCAAGGUAUGAGUGUGAGUACUGUUGAAUUUUUGGAGAAACUUUCAAAUCGCACAACCAAAGGAAUGAAAGAAGAGAUUCACAAACGUGUCAUGCAUUCUGGAUUGAUAACGAAACGUUUAGUGCAUGUGCUUGAAAAAGUGUUAAUACGCAGUCAAGAUUUAACUAAAAUGUUUGAAGAUCGCAAGAAAAAGGCUGUUAAAAAUGAUACAGAGUCUAUACAAAGAGACAAAAGUAAUGAGGACAACGAUGAUUAUGCAUCACAAAAACUUGCAGAAGGCGAAGACAGAGAGUUUGAAAUUCACUCCAUUGAAUUGGGUAUUCGUAACGAAAAUUCAGAACUUAAGGCAGAAAAUAAAAGAUUGCAUGAUAGUUUAAAUGGACUACAUGACAAAUACAAUGCUGUUUCUACGGAGUUCUCAGAAAUCAAAGAUAAAUUAGCAACAUCACAAAAGGAAAAUGCAGAACUUCACGCCAAGCAGGAAGACAUGGAAUACGAUUUACAACGUGCAACAAAGCAAUUUGAAAAACUGAUUAAAAAGUUAAAUGAAACUCAUGAACAAGCGAAAGUAGGAUCGUCAAGUGUUGUGACAGCUUCUAUUGCAUUAAAAGAUUCAACUCCAGAGGAAGUCAAAGCAGAAAUUGAAGACAAAGAAGAACUAGCAAAAAAUCGUUUGAUUGAACUGGAAAAAUUGCAAGAGAGUUAUGCAAAAUUGUCAGAAGAUUAUGAAAAGUUGAGACUUCAGACAUUAGAGAUUUCUGAUGAAGCAGUUGUGAAUUCGACCAAAUACAAAAUGUUGCAGACACAAUUCAAUUUACUCUACAAUGAUGCACAAGUUAUUCGAAAAAACUGUGAAGAUGCACGAAGAAUCGUUGUGAAUAACCGAAACCAACAUUUGCAGCAGAUUGAGCAAAUGGAGAAUGAAAACAUACAAACGAAGAAGCGCAUGCGCGCUGAAGUAAGCCAAUUUGAAAAAGUAUUAACCGAGUCUCGAAAAGAAUUAGAGCUUCUGCGUGUUGAGUAUGAGCACAACAUGAAAGCGCAUGAGCAGAUUGGACCAAUGGCGAAAGAAAUGAGGCACUUGAUAAAUAGCUUACAGAACCACAAUCAACAACUGAAAGGAGAAGUUCAAAGGUACAAAAGAAAGUUGACUGAUGCUGAAAAGAAACUGCUUGAGUUAGAGAAGACAAGCAAAAGUGCUGACGACGAAGAUAAUGCCACAGAUUACAUUGAUCGAAUCGAAGCGCCAAAUGCUUCGCCCCGAUCAGACUCUAGCCAAUCAAGUAACGAAGGUGCAGAUAGCGAUGACGUUAAAGUAUUAAGAACUAAAUUAAAAAAUGCUCGCGAGAAGCGGAAAGAAAUGAAGUUGUUGUUGGAUAUGUACAAAGGUGUGUCGAAAGAAACCAGAGACAAAGUGGAGCUUCUGAAGAAUGAAAAAACGUUGAAAGAUGAGGUUGGAAAAUUAAAAGGUAAACUGAUCGUCGUGACAGAAGAUGUGGUGAAACAGAGUAAAAGAUUUGCUGAUCAAGACCAUAUGAAACAGUGCAAGAAAUUACAACAGAAGAUUGAAGAGCUUCAAAAAACAAUUUCAAACACAAAGCAGGAAGGUGACGCUCUUCUCGGUGAGAUGGAGUUGACUGGUCAAGCAUUCGAAGAAAUGCAGGAGCAGAACAUUCGACUCAUGCAACAACUCAGAGAGAAGGAUGACACGAAUCUGAAAUUGAUGUCAGAGCGAAUCAAGUCAAACCAAAUACAAAAAUUGCUGCGAGAAGAAAAAGAAGUGCUCACAGACAAGUGCAAUGCAAUGAAUUCCCGCCAUACAGCCAUCGAAGAGGUCGUGAAAAGACUUGAAGAGCGCGAGAAAGUCUUGCAGACUGCUGUUAACAAUAUGGAGAAGGAAAAUUCCCUCCGUCAGCAAGCUAUCGACUUGCACAAACGAAAAGCGGUCGAACUUGGACAGCAGUGUCAAGAAAUGAUGUUCAAAAAUGAAACAGUAAUAAAGCAGUUUGACGAGACGAAAAAAACUGUUCUCGAAAAAACAAAUCGAUUGGAAGAAGAGGUGUUCAAGUGCAACCGAAUACAAGAAGAAAACAGUAGUAUCAAAAAGAAGUUAGACAAGGCUAAACGAAUGGAAUAUCUUGGAGCUUCUGAUGAGAUUCUAGUCGAAGAAGUGAAGAUGUACAAGGGAAAACUAACAUGUCCCUGCUGUAACACGAGACCGAAGGAUGCGAUACUUACAAAAUGUUUCCACGUGUUCUGUUUCGAAUGUUUGAAAACAAGAUACGACACAAGACAGCGAAAAUGUCCGAAAUGUAACGCCACAUUUGGUAACAACGAUUUCCAUAAGAUGUAUAUGUGAGAAGAAUCAGCUGUUUAUUGGUAGCAUAAAAUCAUGGAAGCGAGAAUAACGUUUGUAGCUGUGGGGAGGGCUUAGCUGUUUAGUUAUUUAGUUACCAGACCUCUGACCGAGCCGUAUAUUGGUUUCAUUCUGUUUUUUACGAUUUUGAUACAAUUGCGUGUUAGCUAUAUGAACCUAUUCAGUUGCAAAAUUAGCUACUGGUGUUGUAUAAAGACGUAUAAACAAGAUUGGUACUGUAAGAUGUCUGACUACAAAAGUGUUUUUCCAAGGGACAAGCUUAUCUUUUGUUCAUUUUUUCUUCUGUGUGAAAUUUUACUUUUCACAAUUUAUAAACUUUAGCAGAUGUACAUACAUUUUUUGAAAUAAAUAAACUAAUUACAUGCA
Hydractinia symbiolongicarpus is the source of this 3128-nucleotide messenger RNA. RefSeq names its product E3 ubiquitin-protein ligase BRE1A-like. Bases 45 to 2744 code for a protein of 899 amino acids. The record is from RefSeq and is a predicted model, not a curated record. Gene Ontology annotation, cellular component: HULC complex; nucleus. Gene Ontology annotation, molecular function: ubiquitin protein ligase activity; metal ion binding. Lineage: Eukaryota; Metazoa; Cnidaria; Hydrozoa; Anthoathecata; Hydractiniidae. The transcript is spliced from 19 exons.